ACGACGUAAUCGGCUGUGCCUACAGAAAUGCUACUGAUUGAAAAACGUUUCUUUCUUCUCGGUUUGACCGACUGAUUGUCGGUUGCCCAAAUCCAUCACGUGAUAAUAUGAAAUACAUACUAAUUAGCUAGCCACGUGCCCCAUGUUUCUACUGAUAUUCUUGUGGAAUAGCCAGUGACGUCACAUCGUCUUUUGGCGGAAAAUGUGACGUAGGCGGAAAUGCGACAGUGUUUUGUAUCUUCGGUGGUGAUAAAAGUGAAGUUUGGUGUGAAACGACGGGCAAAUAAAGAGCGGCAAAGAAGAUCCGAGCGAGAUGACGACUUCUUGUGGGCUCAAAGGGAAAUUGGAGCAAAGGUCAAAACAGCUGCGAGUGAAAGUGAAACUAGAAGAAGAAGAAGAAAGGGCACCUUUGACGGCGAGUGGCUUCAGCUGCACAGAAAAUACGUCGUGUAAAUGACAACAGGCCCACUUCCUGCCAUGAUGAAGCAAGCUGUACUUUGUGGCUUCCUGCUCCUGCUGGUGGACUCGCUGCUCACAAUGGCCUUUUGGAGUGGGAUGGUUCUGCUUGGGGUAUCAAACUGCGGCGCAGUGGAACAGUGGGGCUUUGCUGUGCUCAAAUGGGUAGUCCUUUAUUCCUUCACAUGUGCACUGACUAAUGGGAGAUGCCAGGGGGCGCUAGGGAGGCUGGCGGCGCUCCUCUCUUUACUGCCUCCUGUGGUGGAAAGCGGGCGGGCACUCUCAGCGUCCCCCCUGGAGCCGUACGAGACCCCGCCCCCUAGCCCUGGGACAGCGCUGCUGUCGGCGCUGAGCUCGGUGCUGAGUUGCGUUGUUUGGGAGGUGGGCAUCGGUGGCGGGCGGGCACGGGACCAUGAGCCACAUCAGGGCGUUCGCCGCCUGCUCACCAGGGUAUUCCAGUACUUCAAACCUGACUUCCUGUUGCUGUCUUCAGCGUUCAGCUUCCUCAUCCUCGCAGUGGGCUGUGACACAUUCAUCCCGUUGUACCAGGGCAAGAUCAUGGACAUGCUCCAAGGGACUCACCUUGACUCGAGCUUCUUCUCCACCGUGGCACUGCUGGCCUCCUUGUCUCUCGGAAGCUGCGCAUUUGCGGGCCUGAGGGCGGCAUUCUUCAUGUGCUCGCACGGCCGCCUCAACAAGAGACUCAAACUUGUGCUCUUCCAGUCGCUGCUGACACAGGAAGUGCACUUCUUUGAGGAGAACAAUCCAGGACAUCUUUCUUCUCGCCUGCACUCGGACGUGGACAAGAUGGGCCUGACGGUGGCGCUCAACGGCAAUGCUGUGAUCCGCAGCACGGUGAAGACCAUCCUGAUGAUGGCGGUCAUGUUGAGUCUGUCCUGUCAGCUGACCAUGCUCACGUGCAUCGAGAUCCCGCUGAUGGCGGCGCUGCAGAAGCACCACUUGGCCCGCUCCAAGGAGCUCACGGACCAGAAGCAGGACUGUCUGGCCGCCGUCCAAGAGCUCGCCAAUCAGUCGGUGGGCAGGAUUCGCAUAGUCCGCAGCUUCAACGGCGAGCGUGAAGAAUUGAGGCGCUAUCGAGGGGCUCUGGAUAAGCUAACCGCCGUCAGAAGACGCGCUGGAGUCUACAACGCCAUUUUCAUUUUAAUACGGCGGUUGGGAAGUUUGGCCAUCAAGAUGGCGAUGCUGCUUCGCGCUCGCACGCUCAUCUCGAGCGGUCAGGUCAGCAUCGGAAGUCUGCUUUCCUUCUUCCUGUUCCGGAAGCCCAUGUCGCACAACCUGAAGGAGAUCUUGUUCUGCUGUGGAGAGACGCUGUCCACGGUGGGCGUCAUCGCCAAAGUCUUCAGCUAUCUGGACCGGAUGCCAAAAGGCCACAAGGAUGGCCCCUUGGCGCCCGAAAUGCUGCGGGGGGGGAUCGUUUUCCAGGAUGUCACCUUCAGGUACCCGUCCACAGAUCCGGACAAACCGGUGCUGAAGGCGGUUUCCAUGGAGUUGGAGGCGGGGAAAGUGACGGCGCUGGUGGGUCCGUCCGGGAGCGGAAAGACUUCCUGCGUCAGCCUCUUGAAAAGGUUCUACGAACCCCAACAGGGUCGCAUCCUCCUGGACGGCGAGCCGCUGCACCGCUACCAGAAGCGCUACCUCCAUGAAAAGGUGGUUCUGGUUGAGCAGAAUCCGGUUCUGAUGUGCGGGUCUUUGAGGUACAACGUGAAGUACGGCCUGCCGUCGUGCGACUUCCAGCGGGUGCGAGAAGCCGCCGUGAAGAUCAAAGCGUAUGAGCUUUUGUCCAAGAUGGAAGACGAGGAUGCGGACGCGUUCCGAGGCAGCCGCUGCCUGUCAGAGAGCGAGAAGCAGAACAUGGCUUUGGUGCGGGCUCUGGUCCGAGACCCUCGGGUCAUCCUAUUGGACGAGGCCACAAGCCAACUGGACGGCGAAGCGCAGGAUGCGGUCCUGCAGGAGCUUCUGCGGCGCGGCCGCACAGUCCUGAUGGUGGCGCACCGCAUGAGCAGCGCUGAGAAAGCGGACCGCAUCAUCUUCUUGGAGGACGGCGCCAUCGUGGAGGAGGGGACGCACGAGCAGCUGAUGGCCAAGAGAGGACGCUACCGCCACCUCAGGGACGCGCUCUUCUCCGAACAACUUCCUGACCCUCCGAUGACCUAACUAAUGACCUUUUAUUUUGUGUUGACUUCCUGUUUACUAAAGCUUUUAAAGAAACAUUCACAACGUUUCCGCUUGUGUGAAGCACCGCCCCCUGCAGGCCGUCAUUAUCAUAACCAUGUCCACUUCUAGUUUUUCCGGAACAGAAC
This is a messenger RNA of Doryrhamphus excisus (bluestripe pipefish), 2777 nucleotides long. The record is from RefSeq and is a predicted model, not a curated record. Lineage: Eukaryota; Metazoa; Chordata; Actinopteri; Syngnathiformes; Syngnathidae.